Molecule: messenger RNA, 2230 nt
Organism: Populus nigra (black poplar)
Lineage: Eukaryota; Viridiplantae; Streptophyta; Magnoliopsida; Malpighiales; Salicaceae
Exons: 3
Coding region: 190-1917 (575 amino acids)
Source: RefSeq, a predicted model, not a curated record
GAAAGAGACUGAAACCCACAAGAAAAGAACUCUUCAUUUUCUGACACUAAAAACAUGUAAAGAAACACCUUGAACCGUUGAUUAUCUCUGUUUUUUCUAUGAAUGAAAACGUCUGACUCUAUUCUGGGUUUUCUUUAAAAUUUGCGAAGACUCCAGCUCUUUGUGUGUUUGUAUAUUUGUCUCUUAAAUAUGGCUUCUGGGUCACAUUCACAAGGUGUUGAAGAAGGUGUUACUGAUAAAAGUAUAAAGGAAAAGUUUUGGUCUUUAAAAUCAGCUUUCAUGUCUCGUUUUGCGGAAAUUGACGGACUUUUGUUGGCCACGAAAGAAGAAAUGGAAAUUGAGAAGAAGUCAUUGAAGAAAGAGAAGGAAUCGAUGGAAGAAAAGGCUCGGAGUGAGAGAUCGGAGAGAUUGAAAGCUGAGAUUGAGCUGAAGGAGUGUAAAAGAGAGUGUUUGCAGUUGAAGAAAGAGAAAGGAGGGUUUAAUGAGUUAUUGAGGAAUAGUGGAGAGGAUAAGAGGAUAAUAAGAGAGCUCAGAGAGGAAAUUUGUGAGUUGAAGUGUGCGAAAUUGAAGGUAGAGACUGAAGUUGAUGCGUACAAGAGUAAGUUUCAGGAGCUGGAGAUGAGGGUUUUCCUUUUAGAGAAGGAUUUGAUGUUGUUGAUUCCCGAGGAGCCUGUAAAUAAUGUUAGGGUUUCUAGGGGGGUUGUGGAAGAGAAGGUUGUUCUGAAUGAGAAUGUUGUCACUGUGAAAACUGAGGUGGUUUGCAGUGAUUCCAAUGAUACUAUUGCCGUUGAGGCAAAUGGUGAUCCUAGGUCUCACUCACCAGAGAGCAGAAACGGUGAUGUGGGGGGCCCAGGUUCGGUUUCUGGUGAGGGUUCGGGUUUGGGAGAGAGGGCUAUGAUUGAAAAUGGAAACGGCAGUGACAGGGUUGGUAAUGUGAAAGCUGAGACGAUUGCUGUUGAUAAUCAUGAGAACAUGGUUUUAGGGGCAAGUGGAGGUUCUGGGAGCAACUUGCCGGAGAAUGGAGAUGGAAACAUUGGUGCUUUAGGUGGAUGGACACGUCAGUCACCAGACAUUAUAGAGAUCAAUGACAGUGAUGAUGACUCUUCUUCGAGUGCAACUUUGAGUAGAAAAAAAUUAACCAAGCAAGGAUAUCAGCAUGAAGCAGAUUUAGGUCUGGAAGAUGUCAACAAUGAGACCAAAUUGCUCAAAAGAAAACGAACCUCCCCUUCAAAUUCUAAGGAUGAUAGUGGUGGUAUCAAAGAGCCCAGGGCAACAAAAUGCCAAGUGUUGAUUCAAGACCCUGAAAGUGCUCCUGUCAAUUAUUGUGCAGCAACAACCAUGUUUUCUGGAAGUGAUGACAGAAGAAAUAUUUUUAAUCAAUCAAGGCAAUCUCCAGCAAUUUUGAGACAAUGUGGGGAGAAAAUUACGGUUGGACAGAAUUCCCAAAUACAGCGGAGGGAGCUUGUUUUGGAUGGUUCUGAUGGUGAGCAGAGUUCCGGCUCCUCCGACUCUGAUGAUUUUGAUUUUCCAACUGACUUCUCUACAACACAAGCAAAUAGAAUCCAUAAAAAGUGGAAAUCUGAAGCCGACAUGGUUGCUGCUCUAGAGCAAGAUGUAGAACUACGUUUAAGGGCUGUUUGUGCUCUGUUCGGACAGCAGGCUGCUGUGCAGAAAUCAUCGAACUUUGUGUCAACUUUCCAAAAUCAAGGAUUUGAUGAGGUUGAUGCAGCCAGGGGUGCUGCUUUGGUUGAGUUUCUCACCAAUGGGGAUCCCCAAGGGAAGCUGAAUAAAUCAGCUUUGGAGUUGGCUGUAGAUGACCCAGGAGGCUUCCAUGAUUGCAAGAGACUGGCCAUCAAGUAUUCCAAGCAAUUAUUUGAGAUGUGGCAGGUGAAAGGGGAACCUCUUUUCUUCAAAUGAAUAGCAAAUGCUGUUAUCAGAAGUUCGCCGCGAUGGUAGCUGCUAAUCCAGUGACCUAGAAGGAUUGGUCUUUUAGGUAUUUUACUUUUCACCGGCCGUCACCUUGAGGCAUUUACAGUCUGGUGUGCAUAACUAUACGUUUUACCAGCUACAAUUAGCAGUACUUUAGGUAUGACUGGAUCCAUCUGCAUGUAGGUCAGUCUUGAGAUCUUGAAAGGAGCAGGAAUGGAAAAGAUGGAGUGCUGAUGUUUAUAUGGAUCUUAUUUUGCUAACGAAUCUUGAAGUUAUUAUAGUAAUGCCCUUUACUUGGUAA